AUGAAAUCGACUAUUUUCGUGUUUGGCUUUUUAGCCAUGGUAGCUUUUACUUCUGCUAAUAAUGAUAAUAAUUAUAAAGAUAAUAAACAUGUAGAUAAUUACAACAAACACGAUCAUAAACACAAUCAUAAACACAAUGAUUAUGACAAUGAUUAUGAUGACAAGUAUAAAAAACAAAAAAAUAAACAUGGUGGUUAUCGUUUCAAACGUUCUCCCGCUCCCAAUGGUUACGACAAGAAGAAAAAUGACGAUUACGAUCACAAAGAUAACAAGGAUUAUAAUCCAUACUAUAACCCGUACGUCAAAGAUUACAACCCUUAUUAUAAUCCGUAUGUAGAUGACUAUGAUCACAAGAACAAGGAUAAUGACUACGAUCAUCACAAGGAUAAUAAUGACUACGACAAGCACGAUAACAAAAAACAAAAAUAUCAUAGACGUUCACCCGCUCCCAAUGAUAACGAUGAUUACAAGAAGAAAAAUGACGAUUACGAUCACAAAGAUAACAAGGAUUAUAAUCCAUACUAUAACCCGUACGUCAAAGACUACAACCCUUAUUAUAAUCCGUAUGUAGAUGAUUACGAUCACAAGAAGGACAAUGACUACGAUCACAAGAAGGACAAUGACUACGAUCACAAGAAGGACAAUGACUACGAUCACAAGAAGGAUAAUGACUACGAUCACAAGAAGGACAAUGACUACGAUCACAAGAAGGAUAAUGACUACGACAAGCACGAUAACAAAGAACAAAAAUAUAAACGUUCACCUGCUCCCAAUGAUAACGACAAGAAGAAAGACCACGAUGACUACGGUAACUAUAACAAUGACUAUAAUGACUACGAUGACUACGGUAAUGACUAUAAUAAAAAACAUGAUAAUAAAAAACAUGAUAAAGAUUACAAAUAAAGAGCAAUAUAGCAAUAUAAUUGGUUUCCGUCUUUAAAUUUUACUUUAGCGUAAUAUAUGUAUUAAUAAUAAUGGGGAUUCUUUGGUUUAACAUUUUAUAUAAUUAGGUUUGUUA
Messenger RNA from Rhizophagus irregularis DAOM 181602=DAOM 197198, 1018 nucleotides. RefSeq lists its product as uncharacterized. The record is from RefSeq and is a predicted model, not a curated record. NCBI's taxonomy places the organism in Eukaryota, Fungi, Glomeromycota, Glomeromycetes, Glomerales, Glomeraceae.